Molecule: messenger RNA, 360 nt
Organism: Aspergillus fischeri NRRL 181
Lineage: Eukaryota; Fungi; Ascomycota; Eurotiomycetes; Eurotiales; Aspergillaceae
Exons: 2
Coding region: 1-360 (119 amino acids)
Source: RefSeq, a predicted model, not a curated record
AUGGCGACAACAGCUACAACUACCCAGACAAGCACCAACUCCCUCUCCAUCCUCGCCGAUUAUGAACUCCACCACAGCGGCAACGAAGUACCCCAGUUGUCUGAACGAGCCCCCAUCUCGCAAGCAGCCCAACCCGCCAACUGGCCGUCGAAUUACCGUCGCGUACCAGCAUACCGUCCUGCGAACCAUGGGUUAGACCAGAGCGAGAGACCAGCGGGGAGCAAUCCCGCAGAAUUUGUGUUUAUCCAGGUGAUGCUGCAUGGGGUGUGGUUGAACGCGUCUAUCGCUCGCCUGUGGAGGCUCACAGGGGGAAGAAUCAACGACCGGAUCUUCCGGUAUGAUAUCGGGGGGGAGUUUUAA